GGGAUGCUGCUGCCGCUGCUGCGGAGUAGCUGCUUCCCUUCCUCCUCUCCCGGCGGCGGCGGCGGCGUGGAGGCGGGAGCGGGCGGCCGGCCGGCGUCGCAGCCGCCGCGCGGAGGCCGCGGGCCGCGGGAGUGGGCGGACGCCGGGGCCGACCCCCGGCGCGCGGCGGAGGCCGAGGGGGCGCCGGGGCGCGGGGCGCGCGGCCGGGGGGCGGGCGGCGGGCGGCGGGCCGAGCGCGAGCCGUAUGCGGGCAUGGAUCCGGGCGCCGCGCUGCAGAGGCGGGCCGGGGGCGGCGGCCUGGCCGCGGGCUCCCCGGCGCUGUCCGGGGGCCAAGCCCGCCGGAGGAAGCAGCCCCCCAGGCCGGCCGACUUCAAGCUGCAGGUCAUCAUCAUCGGCUCCCGCGGCGUGGGCAAGACCAGCCUGAUGGAGCGCUUCACCGACGACACCUUCUGCGAGGCCUGCAAGUCCACCGUGGGUGUUGACUUUAAAAUCAAAACUGUAGAGCUACGAGGAAAGAAAAUUAGGUUACAGAUCUGGGACACAGCAGGGCAGGAGAGAUUCAACAGCAUUACCUCAGCUUAUUACAGAAGUGCCAAGGGGAUCAUAUUAGUAUAUGAUAUCACCAAGAAGGAGACGUUUGAUGAUUUGCCAAAAUGGAUGAAGAUGAUUGACAAGUAUGCCUCAGAAGAUGCAGAACUUCUCUUAGUUGGAAAUAAGUUGGACUGUGAAACUGACAGAGAAAUCACCAGACAGCAAGGUGAAAAGUUUGCACAGCAGAUAACUGGGAUGCGAUUCUGUGAAGCAAGUGCCAAGGAUAACUUCAAUGUGGAUGAAAUCUUUCUGAAACUUGUUGAUGACAUUCUGAAAAAGAUGCCUCUGGAUAUUUUGAGGAAUGAGUUGUCCAAUAGUAUCCUCUCAUUACAACCAGAACCUGAGAUUCCACCAGAACUGCCUCCACCAAGACCACACGUCCGAUGCUGUUGAUUUGCUACUUUGGAGACAAAGUGGAAAUGAUUCCUGGAAAGGGGAAGAUGUUCUAUUCUGCACUACAAUCAUUUUGAAACUUUCCUUUCGCACUUUGUAAUCCAAGUCAGAGCUAUACACUAACUUGUAAAUAUGCAAAUAUGCAAUACUGGGUAAGUUUUGGUUAUAAAAAUCACAUAUUUCCCUCCAAAUUACUAUAUUUCAUUCAUUAUCCCAGGGUCUAGUGUAUGCACACUGGGAAAUGUAGUACUUCUAAUAUGAAGAAUGGGAGAAAUGAAAGGUAUAAUGUUUCUUGAAAUAAAUAAUAUAAUUGUCCUUGUUAAUUAUGAGGACAAAAGAUAUUCUGAUAAGAAGAAAGAACGUGGUGCUUUGCUUACUGUUUUAAAGAAAAUUUGUAAACUAAAGACUUUUUGGAAAAAAGCUAUCUUAAGUGCGUUUUCUUUAUUUACAGGACAUUUCCCCCAGCUAUCGCAUCUUUGAAAUAUUGGGGUAUUUCUGGCACAAAGCAAAACUCCAUUCAUAGCUGUCAUUGAAGGUUAUUUAUUACUGUUAUGUAAUGAUAGGAUAUUAUACUUAGAGGGUAGGAUUUGACUUGGUCCUGAGGCCACAGAGUCUCUCAUGGUUUCCUAAUAGAUGUACCUAUGCUUUUAAGAACUACAGAGAUUCAAUAAAGAAAUAAGUGGUUUUGAAA
Messenger RNA from Talpa occidentalis (Iberian mole), 1675 nucleotides. It is a transcript of the gene RAB12, whose product is annotated as RAB12, member RAS oncogene family. Gene Ontology annotation, cellular component: endosome; synaptic vesicle; plasma membrane. The coding region runs from base 4 to 984 and encodes 326 amino acids. NCBI's taxonomy places the organism in Eukaryota, Metazoa, Chordata, Mammalia, Eulipotyphla, Talpidae. Gene Ontology annotation, molecular function: GTPase activity; GTP binding. The record is from RefSeq and is a predicted model, not a curated record. The transcript has 6 exons. Gene Ontology annotation, biological process: protein secretion; regulation of exocytosis; cellular response to insulin stimulus.